UUUAAAAUGGGAGAAACCGUAGGAGAAGAAGACAUGACUCACAUCCAAUAUAUGGUGAAGGACUUUGCCUGCGGUACCUUCGCAGGGAUUUUCCAGACUCUGUCUGGACAUCCCUUUGAUUCCUUGAAGGUAAGGAUGCAAACCUCGAAGGUUAGAAUAUCCUUAACCCAAUGAGUCAAAGGAAUUGUGAAGAAUGAAGGUCUUAUCAGUUUUUACAGGGGACUGACGCCUCCUCUAUGCACUAUCCCAAUUGUGAAUGCUAUCGUAAUGUCCUCAUACGAGCUUUGUAAGAGAAUCCUAGGAGUAGAGAGCGAAGAUGAUUUUACCUUUCAACAAUCGCUUUAUGCAGGCAUGUUCGCUGGAUUUGUUAAUUCUUUUGUCAUUUCACCAGUGGAACUUGUGAAAUGAAGGCUACAAGUCCAGACAGAUUCGAUGAAGAGAGCAUAUUAUAAAGGGCCUAUUGACUGCUGUAUGAAAGUUGUCAGAGAAGAAGGACUAAGCGUGUUGAUGACCUCUGGUCUUAUUAGCACAAUUCUUAGAGAAACCUUCUGCUACGCUGGCCAAUUUGGUGGAUACUUCUUAUUCAAAAGAGCAUUAGCUCAGUUCCAUGGAUGCUCGCUGGAUGAGUUGGGUCACUCCUCAUACUUCCUAUCUGGUGGCGUUGGUGGACUCUGUUGCUGGCUCACAUCAUACCCUCAAGAUAUUGUAAAGACAAAGCUACAGACACAAAAAGUUGGCCAAAUCAAGUACCCAAGACAUCCUACCAUCCCUGAUGAAGGAAUCAUUUCCUGUGUAAAGGAAAUCUGGGUGAAAGAAGGCACUUAUGGUUUCUGGAAAGGAUUCACUCCUUGAGCAAUUAGAGCAUUCUGGGCUAAUGGGUUCAUGUUCUCCGCCUAUGAAUUCGCAUGUUACGAGUAUGAUAAAUUUUUUAAGGGUACAAAGGAGUAGCA
This is a messenger RNA of Moneuplotes crassus, 950 nucleotides long. NCBI's taxonomy places the organism in Eukaryota, Ciliophora, Spirotrichea, Euplotida, Euplotidae. The record is from the annotation of a GenBank genome assembly.